Gryllus bimaculatus (two-spotted cricket) is the source of this 614-nucleotide messenger RNA. The record is from the annotation of a GenBank genome assembly. NCBI's taxonomy places the organism in Eukaryota, Metazoa, Arthropoda, Insecta, Orthoptera, Gryllidae.
GGCGCCCCCGCGCCGCUGCUGCUGCUCGCCGUCUUCGGGGCGCUGCUGGGCGCGCUGGCGCUCGUCGUGCUGCUGUUGCUGCUCUACAUCUACAGGCACAAGCGGCGCAAAGGGCGCGGCGAGGACGCGUCGGCCGGCCGGGGCUUCCUGGACGCCGAGCGCAGCGCCGACGACAAGGACAAGGACAAGGUGGACAACCCCAUCUUCGCCGGCGGCGCGGGCGACGACGCGGCGGCCGCCGCCUACACCGCCACCGUCAAAAGCAUUAUAGCGCGGACGACGGUGGGCGGCGGCGGCGGCGGCGGCGGCGGUGGCGCCCGAGCUCGAUCCAGCACUCAGUGUGACACCGCUGGUGACGGAAGCAAUGGGCGACCAGAGCAAUCUAACGGUGUACUUCUAGAAGGUGGUGCAGGGAAUGGAGCAGGAGGUCUCACCAUCUACUUCUGAGGACAUUGACACACUCAAUACUUUGCCCCUGGCUCCCUCCAACUGCAAAACACUGUUGUAAAAAUACUCCAGAGUUGUGCUUAUUUUCUAAUGUAAAAAAUUGUUGUUUAGUAAAUACUUGUUAAAUUUACAGUGAUGUACCAAGAACAAAUUGUAAUAAACGUAUU